GCGCGGCUCGGGAGAGCAGCGUCCGGCUGGCGGGGCCCUGGGGGCAGUGUGGGAACAGCCGGCCGGCGGCGGCUGAUGAGGCCCAGGCGUCUCGCGGCUGUGGGGUCCGCGGCACCUGGGCCGGCAGGGCUGGUCUGUCUGCCGACAAAGCGGGCCCGGUUUAUUCCUGCGACUUGCUGGCUCUGCUGCAAUAAGCCUGGAGUCCGUGUUGGAAGGGCAACGGACCUAUAUAUGUGUGUCUUGUAUUAAAGAGACGCUGGAAAAUUAAGCACAAAUUUGGUAUUGCUGCUCGAACAUGGCGGCUGCUACCUUGCGGUAGCUCUUCAUCCUGCUUACUUCUUGGAUUUCUCGACUCUCUACCUCCUGACUAGAUGUCUCUGCUGCUGCAAAACUGAUGUCAAGGCUCCUCCACGAAAUAUAGUCUAUAAAAUCACUACUUCCUUGCUGUAACCCUGUACAGUUGAAAAAUCACCCCUGGGAUCACUGCAGUGCAACACAAGGUUUUGUAGGCUAGGAAAGUGCAGAUUUACCUGGCGUUUGUGAGUCUCUUCCCACUGGUUGCUUCACACUACCAGAAACAUUUCCCUUUGUCCUCGAUCUCGACCACCUUGGGUUGCAGUUGCUGAGUUUUUCAGGUUGCUUAGUUAUCCAGAGGUAACAGGCCUUUAAAAGGGUAAAUGUAUCUUCUCCUGGCCAGAACCUUCUGGGUUGCUUUUUAAACCGAGACAAGUUUAAGAUGAAAAUAAUAAGUAGUUUGUUCUGAUAAGUAGGCAAGUAAUGGCUUAGAAAUUGGGCAAAAAACUACAAGUGAAGGACAUAUGAAGUUAUGCCUAAUAGCAGUUACUUAUUCUGUGGUUGCCUAAAGAUGGUUUAUGGCUUUUUUGUUUGUUUGUCCGUAGAAUUGUAUGCCUCUUUCACCAGAAUUAGUUUAUUCCUCUUCCCCUAAUUUGUGUCAGGGUAAGGUUUGGGUUUGGUUUUUGGUUUUUUGCUUUGUUUUUCUAUUUGUGUGUGUAUUGUGUUAACAUCUAGGUAUUCUUGACAGGAUGGAGGGCUUUUUCCAGUUGGCACACAAUGAUUUGUUCUCACAAGAAAAAGCUUAUUUUAACUAUGAUGUUAAAAGUAUGGGUGGUACUGAAGAUCCUUUUGAAAAAUAUUCUGAAAUUGGAUUUUUUUUCAAACUACACGACUUGGCUCUUCUCUGUUGUUAAUAACUUGCUGCAGAUGGAUUCUGUGUCAUGAGGGAAAUGGGGGCAGGGACUUGACACUGCAGUUUUUCAACAAGUGACACACCCAUUGAGUUCUGAGGGAAGCAAUGAGACUGAAACUUCUGCGCCUUUGGACUAGAUCUUUCCACACUUCAACAACAAUAUGCCGAAGCCAAAACUUUAGUAAAUCUGGACAUUCUCUAUUAAAGCUGGAUAACGAAGUUGACAGAACAGCUCACAGAACAGCAAACUCUUGGAAUAACUCUUGGAAUUUGUAUGCUCUGAAAACCGGUUUGUCUUUUUUGACAAGUCAAUACAUGCAAGUCAAGAAUUGGAAAUUGCUCCAAGGAAAUAUAUCAACUUUGGGAAAAAAUGUGUAUUAUCAGAGUGGGGAGGUUUUUUUUCCAUCCUGGAAACAUUUUGGUGUGGUGAUGAUGGAAAACUACAGGCUCAAUACAAAGCAUAUGAAAGAGCUUAGGAACAUAUCAUCAAGGUUUUACUCGGUUGUAUCAGCUGGUAAAAUUAUUCCAAAACAUGGUAACCAGCCAGUUAAGAGGCCACCGAAAGCACCAAGGACCAAACAGCCAUCCAGAGCUAACCAGCCACUGUCAGACAUGAAGAAUCUGAUGCAGUGCACAGCCUUUGCAACAGCAGAUGAAUAUCAUCUUGGUAAUCUGUGUCAUGACCUGACUUCACAUGGAUAUGUUGAAAUAACAAGUUUGCCUAGAGAUGCUGCAAAUGUUUUGGUGAUGGGCACUGAGAAAUCUGCAAAAGAAGAUGAUCCUGGCAUGAUUUUUUUCUUCAGGGAGGGGGCUGUUGUGUUUUGGAAUGUGGAAGAGAAAAGUAUGAAGAAUAUCAUGCAAGUACUAGAACAGCAUGAAAUUCAGCCAUAUGAAGUUGCACUAGUCCAUUGGGAGAAUGAAGAGAUGAACUAUAGAAUAGGAGAAGGUCAGUCAAAGCUUCAUAAAGGAGAAAUCUUGUUGAAUUCUGAGCUGGAUAUUGAUGAAGUUGUUCUGCAGAAAUUUGCCUUUUCAAAUGCUCUUUGUCUUUCUGUAAAGCUGGCUAUUUGGGAAUCACUACUGGAUAACUUUGUGGAAUCUAUCCAGUCAAUUCCUGAGAUACUGAAGUCACGAAGGAAGGUGAAACUGUCUCAUGCAGAUGUAAUGCAGAAAAUUGGAGAACUCUUUGCAUUAAGACACCGUAUAAAUCUGAGUUCAGACUUGCUAAUAACACCUGACUUCUACUGGGAUAGAGAGAAACUAGAAGAGCUUUAUGACAAGACUUGCCAGUUUCUCAACAUUAAUCGACGAGUUAAGGUAAUGAAUGAAAAGCUUCAGCACUGCAUGGAGCUGACAGACCUAAUGCGGAAUCACCUGAAUGAAAAGCAUGCCCUGCGUCUCGAGUGGAUGAUAGUAAUACUCAUUACCAUAGAGGUUCUGUUUGAACUUGCAAGGGUAAUUUUCUGAUGAUGGAAUAAACUCAGGAAGAAGAAAACUGACAAAACCAUAAAGACCACAUGGCCCAGAAAAUUCCUGUCUAUUUAUAUGCUUCUGGAAAAUAGUGGAAUUAUGUCUCGAUAAAUAUGUACAUCUUCUACACAAAUUAAAAAAAUAAUAAAAAAAAAAA
This is a messenger RNA of Columba livia (rock pigeon), 2831 nucleotides long. It is a transcript of the gene RMND1, whose product is annotated as required for meiotic nuclear division 1 homolog. The record is from RefSeq and is a predicted model, not a curated record. Lineage: Eukaryota; Metazoa; Chordata; Aves; Columbiformes; Columbidae. The transcript has 12 exons. Gene Ontology annotation, biological process: positive regulation of mitochondrial translation. Bases 1313 to 2671 code for a protein of 452 amino acids.